Molecule: messenger RNA, 468 nt
Organism: Aspergillus chevalieri
Lineage: Eukaryota; Fungi; Ascomycota; Eurotiomycetes; Eurotiales; Aspergillaceae
Exons: 5
Coding region: 1-468 (155 amino acids)
Molecular function (GO): oxidoreductase activity, acting on paired donors, with incorporation or reduction of molecular oxygen; heme binding; monooxygenase activity
Source: RefSeq, a predicted model, not a curated record
AUGCAUAAAGUCGAACUGACACAUAAUAAACGGCGUCGAGUUUGGGAUUGUGGAUUCAGGAUCCAAGCCCUCAACGAGUCCGAACCUCAUAUUGUCGCCAAAGCCCGUCUGUUAGUGUCCAAAAUAAACCAGCGGCAUUCUCAGCCGCUCAAGAUCACGAAUCGGAUUUCCUGCUAUGCCUUCCAUGUGAUGGGUGAAAUCGCACUGGGAAUGGAGUUUGAGUAUGUCCAAAGAAGAACACCCAAAGAUAUUAUAUCCUGGUUGAUCCAAGCAAAAGAAAACGGUGACCCGGGAGCAGUCCUCUCCAAGAGAGCCUUGCAAGACGCAUGGACCCUGGUCGUUGCGGGCAGCGACAUGGUAUCUACCACUCUCACAAACGCAUUGAUCUGCCUCUCAACUCAGCAUUCUGUCCUCUUUAAGCCCCAAUCCGAGUUUGGCCAAGUCUUCCCACGCGACAUGCAAGACUAG